Acipenser ruthenus (sterlet) is the source of this 2087-nucleotide messenger RNA. Its product is annotated as N-lysine methyltransferase setd6-like. The record is from RefSeq and is a predicted model, not a curated record. Gene Ontology annotation, molecular function: protein binding; protein-lysine N-methyltransferase activity. The transcript has 9 exons. The coding region runs from base 209 to 1597 and encodes 462 amino acids. Gene Ontology annotation, cellular component: nucleus. NCBI's taxonomy places the organism in Eukaryota, Metazoa, Chordata, Actinopteri, Acipenseriformes, Acipenseridae. Gene Ontology annotation, biological process: peptidyl-lysine monomethylation.
UCCCCCUGCUGAGUUCAGUGCACCAGGAAGUACUUCUCAUCUCAGCUAGCGACCACGUGGAGGUAGAGAGCGAGUGCCCAAGUCAACAGCUACGUUCAGCGCCUCCGUCUCUGCUUUGGACUGUGAACUACCAAAAAGCACACAUAUAUACACUGUAUAUAUCUGUACGUAUAUAGACAGACCCGUUAAGCAGGUUACACAAAGGCAAAUGGCAACAGACGCAAAAAGAUCCAAGCAGGACAAUGGAGCCAGCGCACAGAACCCUGGAGAGGACAAAACGCUCCAGUCUUUCCUCAGCUGGUGUAAAGAGGUCAGACUGGAACUCAGUGAGAAGGUGUACGUUAGCAGGGAAGGCACUGUGGCUGACUACGGCAUGCUAGCCAGGGAGGAGAUUGAAGAAGGAGAGGUGAUCUUCUCAAUCCCCAGGGCUGCCCUGCUGAAUCAGAGCAGAACUGCCAUCCACUCCAUCCUCGAGAAAGAGGAGGAGUCCCUGAAGAGCCAGUCCGGCUGGGUCCCUCUUCUCCUGGCUUUGAUGUUCGAGUACACCAACAGCAAGUCUCACUGGAGUCCCUACCUGUCUCUCUGGACAGACUUCAGGGCUCUUGACCACCCCAUGUUCUGGCCCAAGGAGGAGAGAGAGAGGCUGCUGCAGGGCACAGGGGUCCCGGAGGCUGUGGAGAAUGAUCUCGCCAACAUUCUGAAGGAGUACAACGACAUCAUCCUGCCUUUUAUCCAAUCACAUCGCGAGGUGCUGGACCCACAGAAGCACACGCUCGAGCUCUACCAGAGCCUGGUGGCCUUUGUCAUGGCCUACAGCUUCCAGGAGCCCCUGGAGGAGGAUGAGGAAGAUGAGAAGGAGCCCAACCCUCCCAUGAUGGUUCCCAUGGCGGACAUCCUAAAUCAUGUGGCCAAUCACAACGCCAACCUGGAAUUCAGAACAGACAGUUUAAAAAUGGUGUCUGUCAAGAGGAUCAAGAAAGGAGAGGAGGUGUUCAAUACCUAUGGAGAGUUGGCCAACUGGCAGCUCCUGCACAUGUAUGGCUUUGUCGAGUCGUACCCGAGCAACACCAACGACAGUGCAGACAUCCAGAUGGCCACCGUGUACAAGGCUGCACUGCAAGCUGCCAGGACGGAGUCGGAGCGCAGCCUAGUGGUGGAGAAGUGGGAUCUCCUGUGCCAGCUGGACAUUGUGGGCGAGGAGGGGGCGUUUGUGUUUGGUCAGUCUGGAUCGCUGACCGACGAGGAGCUCUACACCUCACUCAAGGUGCUCUGUAUGCCUGUGGAGCAGUUCAAGGAGUUUAAAGAGAAUGAGGGCUGGGAGGAAGCUGAGGAGGAUGAUGAGGAUGAGAUGGCAGCAGCACUGUCCAACGAUGGGAUUCCCAAACUGAGCUUGCCAUGGAGACGGCUGCUUGGGGACAGUGUCGCCCUCACACUCCAGGACUAUGCAGAUGAGCUGCAGCCAGACAAGGAGCUGCUGGGAGAUCGGCAGGCGUACGGCCGUCUCAGCAGCAGGGAACGCCUAGCGCUGCAGCUCCGCUAUGGGCAGAAAGUAACUCUACACCAGCUUCUGGAGCUGACACGGUGCCACUCCGUGUGAGGAGAAUUGACUGCAGGGAGUUCAAACAUAGAAAUCUGGAAAAUAUUUCACGCACUAUUCACACACCUCCCACACAUUUUGUAGUUGUAGUCAUUAAGCUGACCUUUCAUUACAGUGUCAAUUUAAUCAAGCACACAUGCCUAUAUAUAUAUAUAUAUAUAUAUAUAUAUAUAUAUAUAUAUAUAUAUAUAUAUAUAUAUAUAUAUAUAUAUAUAUAAAUAAUUUUCUGCAAGAUGUCAAUUAAGAGUUUCAUUACACUUGGGUGAGGAGUUUCUAAGACUAACAGUUCAACUAUAUUGAUGUCUUUCCCCAGUAAAUUAAAACCAAGAACUUCUGGUUAAUGUAGGUCUUACCCUUACAUUUAAACCAGUAAAGUAAAUUCUACAGACAUACUAGGCAUUUUAAACCUUUAGAAUAAAGCACUUUAGAAUCUUCUCAAGCAGCAUUUUCUUUUUUUAACCACUAUGAAUUAAAAACAAUUCAAUUUGAA